AUGGCGUCGCUACAAGCAAAGGUCGAGGCCGUCAAGGCUGCCGUCUCCUCGGCCUCGACGUGCACGCCAGCCACCGUGGUGACGCUCAAGGAGCUCCUGCUCCCAGACGCCGAGCCCGCUGCACCAAAGACGAAGACCGCCGCGCGAGCGACGACGACGAAGACGAAGUCGGCCGGAGCCACGAAGACAACACAAAACGCCGAGGCGCUUGGAGCUCGCGAGAGGACAGUGCUCGCUACGCAUGUCAUCAACGCGACUCUCAAAGUCCUGGCCGAUGCCGCGAAACCCCCGCCGCCCUCGACGCCGUCCAAACGCGCAGAGCAGCUCAAGCAGGGCGCGAGAAGGCGAUCGCUAAGGCGCUCGGCAUCUGCGCCCAUGACUCCUCUGCAGCCUCGGACUCUCAAUCGCGUCGCUACCUCACCGAUAGUGGCAACCAAGGACGCGAAGCCUGUGGCGCCGGCACAGUCCGCAGGAUACCUUGCGACGGUCGAAUGCGCCCGCGUGGCGUUCGCAUGCCUGAGGUCCCUCAAGGGCCCGGCUCAGGACGGACAGACGGAUUUCCAGCUCGAGAAUGGCAUGUCCGCGCUUGUCAGCAAGCUCCUCGCUUUAGGGAUGCAUGACCCGGCGUUGAAGGAGCUGAGGAUAUUGAAGCGCCGGCUGGAUGGCACGGCUUCAACGGUCAACAACAAGUCGAAAGUCGCACCGGAGACGUCAUUUCCAGCGGCGGUGAUGGCCGAACUGCUACAGUUUCAUGACGAUGUCCCGAAACAGAGCCUCCCGACGACGACGGCAUUUCAGAUCUUGGUGCUCAAACUUGUCGCGGCUACCAAGAAGCCAGCGCAUAUCGAAGGCCUGACACCAGCGCUCCGAAUAUCGAACAAAUCCUCGCCUAUCAACUUGCUCUUGAAUCUUGCCCAGGGCACCGAUAAGGAAGCUCCCAAAGCAGCUCGACAACUGGCCGUCUUCUCGCAAAUUCUGCUCUCCAUCGCGCCCAGCGUCUCCAGCGCCGAGGAUGCCGUGGCCGUCGAGCCCAGGCUGUCCCCGAGCCCGUCCCUUGCUUUUGAACUUCAAACCCUCGCCUUCCAGGCGCAGCUCAAGUGGUGGGCCUUGGCCGGGCACAAGGGAAACGUCGAUGAGGAGGUCCUGCCCGCUUUUGCCCGCUGUAUUCGGGCUUUUGUCCGCCGCCAACGAUCGGACGAAGGCGCGCCGUAUCCGACAAUUGCCAAGGCAUUCGAUGCCAUCUACAAGGCUAUUCGGGAACAGAAACACGAGCCCUCGGCAUCGUCCACCUCGCCUUUGGCAUCCAUUUACCAGAUACUAGGCUCGACUGCGCACUCAGCUCGGGCCUACGAUGACGCUGAGAAAUGGCUUCAACAGCUGAAGGCAUGCUUGUGUCCGCAGACCGACUCCGUUGUUCGCAGGUGCUCCGUCUCAGCUCGCAUCUUGGCUGCUUCCCUGAAGAAGUCCAUCCUGCGUCCUGACAUUCACACUAUGCUGCAAGAAGUCAUCGAAGGCCUCGACGGGAGCCUCAGCGGAACUGUCACGGAACUUAACGAGCUUCUUGAAAGUCUCUCCGCCGCAAGACGCUCUGUGGCCGGCUUGCUCAUGAAUAUUCUCGGCCCCAAUUCAUCAAGCAAGGCCAUCCCGAACGAGCUUAUUGAGCCACUGAAGACGUUCACCCUGCGAUACCCCCGAUUUGUUCGUCGAUGGCUUGGAACGCCCCCCGCGAAAGAUGCGACGGCGAAGCAGGUGCUGCAGUUCGACCAACGGCGACAGAUUGUUACGGACUCCAUCAGCCACGUGAUGGACGGAGCGAUGAUGAUUAUCAAGUCUGAUAUUCCGUCCGGUUCCCUCGAAUGGCAAUUAAUGGAUGAUGUCUUGCAACAUUGCAACUCGCUCUUGGAUAGCGUUUCAGACGCCACCUUGUCAAUUGGAAAGUUAGAAAAACUUGGCAUGUACUAUGUCAAGAUAUCGAGCUUGUACUUCUCCAGGUUCAUUGAACUGCGGAACCAAGCCAACCGAUCCGAGGAGGCCAACAAGCAAUUGCUUCAAUCACUGAGCCGAUCCAUCGACGUCGUCAAGGAAAGAACCACCGCCGAGAAAGAAAAGGCCCAGCUUUCGACAAAGCUCGAGCUCUUUGCGGAUCUGUGCAAGGGCGCCGGCAGAGCCGACGAUGCGGUUCAGACUCUUCGCUCCAUAUGUACCGACAUGGCUGAGGAUGGUGUCCUGUCCGAUGUGAUAGCGGCAUUGGCAUCCAAACCUCCUGCUCUCGCGUGGGCAACGACAGACAAGGCCUCGUCGCUCUCUCGAACACUUCGCUCGAUUGCAAAGCUGGACCGAUCAGGUACUGACUGGACAUUUUUCCUGCCCGAAGCUGAACGGGCUGCCGUUCUCGAGCAUCUGAUGCACCUCAACUGCAGUGAAACGACAUCCCUUCAACCGCUGCGGCUUCACGAUCCAAGCCCCGCUGCUCUGUUGCGGAUUUAUUCCCUGGAAAAGUAUCCGAUAAGGCGGUUUCGCGUGUUGCUUCACCUUUUCUAUCAGAAUAUUGGCGAGCCCGACGAAGUCGACGAGAUCUCCUCAUUGCUUGACCAGGUUUCACAGCAUGUGCAGGAGAGGGAACAGGCAGAGGACACGUCCUUGUCACACUACAUCCCGCAUCUGCAGACGUGUUACACCUUUAUGGCUGCACUGGCUGACGCCGACACGCCCGCGUCGCUGUCCACACUCAAGGAAUCGAUCUCGGCUUGGAAGACGAUGGUGCAGCCCUGCCAAACGAGCGACGAGCUCUACACAGUUAUUGACGAUCCUGCAACGUUACUGCAUCAGCUGCACUCUUUGAAUGACCUUGCCGGGCUCAGAGGGGAACAACACCUGCAGCUCUCAAUUUCAGACUUUUCCAUCAUCCUUUCCAGGGCCAUCGUGGACACAACCGGAGUGGUUCACGAUGACUUGGUCCUCAGCCACAGCCAACUCGCGACUCAACAUGUGAGCAUUGGCAACUUCACCCAAGCACAGACGGCCCUCGAACAAACCAAGGCACUCAUUGAACAGAACGAGAAAAUCUCCGCAGGAGUCGUUGCAGACUUUUAUCUAUCUCAGGCCGAGUGCCUGAUUGGCGUCGGAAGUCUUGAUGAAGCCAUGCAAUGCAUCUCCAAGGCCAGUGACAUCUGCAGCGACAGUCGGUCGACCUGGACGCAGUCCAAGUCUCACGCGACAGUCAUGCUCGCCAUGGUUUCUUUCCUACAGUCCACCAUCUCGCUCCAGAAAGGGGACAUUCCGGGCUCUCUCACUGCGAUCAAAUCCAGCGUACGAAUGCUUUCACACGACUGGGCGAAGCUCGAAUCGGCAUUGUCAAGCGCCAACUCCACCGCCGACGCCAGCAUGUCGGAGGUGAGCAUGACGAGUAUCGAUAUUAAGGGGCCUCCGGCACGGACGGCUGGUCCUAAAUUCUGGGGUCUCGCUUCGCCGUUGCUGCGCAGUCUUCUACACAUCUCGUCAGUGUAUGCGCAUAUUGGCAUGCUACAAGAAACCAUAUACUACGCCGAGUCGGCCUUGAAGAUUGCAGAGGGCACGCAGUCGUCACUGUACAGAGCACAGGUCUCGUACUGGACUGGUUCUGUCUACGUCAAGGCCGGAAGGCUGGACAGGGCCCUGCCUAUGUUCGAAGGGGCCGAGGACUUAAUGCCGAGAGAUGUCUGCGCAUCCCGCGUACGGUUUGCUCGCCAGCUUGCUGAGUUCUAUCGAAAGACGGGCGACAACGACAAGGCCAACCAUUAUCUCAAAAUGGCCGAGGAUACAAUCCACCUGUUGAGUGGCUCCAGCGAUACGACCAAACCAGCGACAGGCGAGGAAAAGGUAGUGCGUGCCGUCAUCAAGUCCAAGAGCACUACGACCGCGACCGGACGAGUUGCUAGAACAACAAGAGCCAAACCAGCCGCUGCGCCGCGAACGGCAAGGAGAGUGCCUCCUGCUAAAAGUCGAGUCGCAGCGGCAUCCGAGUCGCCCAGCCUUCCGCGAGACGUCUAUCAGUCCUCCCUACUCGCAGCCAUCAUCCUCUCCCGAGCCAUUGGCUUCAUCUAUCAGAGAGACUGGGCUUCUGCGUCUUCGCUGCUGGAGCAAGUCAAGACGCUGCCAAAGCUCUUCUCAGCCCUUUCGCAAGAACAGGUUAUCACGGCAACAUCUCUUAUUGGACAGAGUAUGGAGCAGAUGAUCUCGGACCCCGUCUUCUCGGUUGUGCAAGACUCUACCAUAUCAUUUCCUGCGGUAUGUGGCGGGUUGGACAAGGGGCCCAUCGACAAGUCACCGAUGGCGGGAUCGCCACCUAGGAGAGGCCGUCCUACAGCUACCGACCGCAAGGGCUCCAAAGAGCGAAAUGGUCCGGCAUUUGCGGACGCCCUGCGGCAGGCACAGGAGCUGCUCAUGGAGGCGCAUGGGUCGGCGCUCUGUAGAUCUGACAGCAGCAUGGUUCAUCGCAUCUCAGCACUGCUACAGAACACAAUCAUCUUGUUGUCAGCUACUUCGACAAGUAAGGGUAGAUCAACGGCUCCUUCUGGACUGGCUACUGUGGCUGUCGACUUGGCUCGCAACAUCACCUGGACACGAGAGAGGGCCACCCUCAAGGUCUCGGCUGGCUCUACCGCUUCGGGACCCAUCGCCAAGAGAGGCCGCAGAUCUAGCCUUUCGACAUCGAUGGAUGCGGCAGCUUUUCAGCAGAAGUACAUCGAGAUGAUCCCCAAGGCUUGGAGCGUCAUAUCUCUAUCCCUCAGCGAGAACCGUCACGACUUGUGUAUCACGAAGUUUCAGGCCGGCUCGAGCCCGUUCAUCCUAAGAUUACCGUUGGAAAGAGCCAACUCUCGCGAUGCCGAUUCCGAGGUGUUCAACUUUGAGCACGGCCGCGAAGAACUUCUCGACAUUAUCAAGUUAGCCAACGAGACGAGCCACUCUGCCCGCGACUUCUCUGCCAAGGGCGAGCGUAGCGCCUGGUGGUCGGAGCGAGAGGCUCUUGAUGACCGCCUCAAAGAAUUGCUCGCGACCAUCGAGACAACGUGGCUUGGAGGAUUCAAGGGCAUCUUCUCCCAGCACCGAAGACGACCCGAGCUUCUGGCGCGUUUUCAGAAGAGCUUCCACAAGAUCCUUGAUGGCAGCCUGCCAUCGCGGAACAGGACUCGCGGCAAGAAGUCGGCCAAGGGCCAGACGGUCACACUUGACCCGCGGAUCUUGGACCUGUUCAUCGGCCUCGGAGAUCCUACGGAGCCGGAUCUGGACUACGACGAGGCGCUCAACGACCUGCUGUACUUUGUUGUGGACAUUCUCCAGUUCCAUGGUGAGCGCAACGCCUACGACGAAAUCGACUUUGACGCCAUGGUCGUUGAGACGUACGAUGCUCUCCGAGGGUACUACGACGCAGCCAAGUCGGCCGACCGGGAGGAUGGCACGCACACCGUACUCGUCCUGGACAAGGCACUGCAUGCGUUUCCCUGGGAGUCGCUGCCCUGCAUGCAAGGAUCUGCGACAUCGAGGGUCCCGUCGCUCGCGUGCCUCGGGCAGCUCAUCGCGCAGGCGGACAUGACCGCCGUGGACGACACCGGCGAGACGUUGGGGCACUCCGUCUCGGCAACGGCGGGAACCUACAUCCUCAACCCGUCUUCCGACCUCAAGAACACGCAGGUCUUCUUCCAGCCCGCCUUCAAGACGCUGGCGUCGUGGAACAGCGUCGUCAGCCGGACGCCCGAGGAAACGGAGUUUGAGCAGGCGCUGGCCUCGUCGGAGGUGCUCCUCUACUUUGGCCACGGCAGCGGCGCGCAGUACAUCCGCGGCAAGACGGUCAGGCGGCUGGAGCGGUGCAGGCCGGUGACGUUCCUCAUGGGCUGCAGCUCCGCGGCGCUGACGGACGCGGGCGAGUUUGAGUGCUACGGACCGGUGUGGAACUACAUGAUGGCGGGAUGCCCGGCCGUGGUCGGCACGCUGUGGGACGUGACAGACCGCGACAUCGACCGCUUCGCGGGCCGUGCCUUUGAGGAAUGGGGCUUGUUUGCGCGAGGCACGUUUGGCGAGGAGGACAGGAAGAAGGCUGCUGGUGCUGCUGGUGCUGCUACUGCUGCCGGCCGGGCCAAGGGCUGCAAGGGCAAGGGCAAGGGGAGGGGCAACGUGGCCGCCGACGACAGAGGCGACGGAUCGGCGCGCGCCACGCCGUCGUCGCUGGCCGAGGCCGUGGCGAGGGCGCGCGAGGCGUGCAAGUUCAGGUACCUCAACGCGGCGGCGGUGGUCAUGUACGGGAUUCCCGCGUACAUCCGGCCAGAGGAGGCGGAUCAAUGA
This is a messenger RNA of Purpureocillium lilacinum, 6318 nucleotides long. RefSeq lists its product as uncharacterized. Gene Ontology annotation, molecular function: cysteine-type endopeptidase activity; protein binding. NCBI's taxonomy places the organism in Eukaryota, Fungi, Ascomycota, Sordariomycetes, Hypocreales, Ophiocordycipitaceae. Gene Ontology annotation, biological process: meiotic chromosome separation; proteolysis. Gene Ontology annotation, cellular component: mitotic spindle pole body; mitotic spindle; cytoplasm. The record is from RefSeq and is a predicted model, not a curated record.